AGCGUUUGGUUCGGAAAUUUAUUGACCGCCCCUAAGACAAGCAUCGUGUGUGGAAGGAGGGAGCAGGCAGAGACCUGCUGCCCGUAAUCACCCCGGAGCGUCCUGUGGGGUUAAGUGUUGUAGGACAAUGGGUGACUUGGAAGAAAUCAUCCAACACUUUCAGGAUAAACUCUCAUCCUUACAACGCAUGCUGGAUCUGUCAGCUACUGACUUACCAAAGCAGAAGAUAAAGAAACUGGGACAAGAAAUAUUGGAGCUUGAUAGGAUUCUGGAGGAGUUUGAAAAAUGUGUUGAUCAUCAGAAAGAGCAUCUAAAGCAGCUGAAGGAACUUGAGAAGUUAUUUCAAAAUGAUCUGGAGACUGUUCAGCACAUGAAGGACAACAUUGCUGCACACAUUCCUAGGAAGAAAUGUGCAGUCAAGGAAGACAGACCAGCAUUGAACCAGAAUACAGCAGCAGAUGUUCAGCCAACCCAGGCAGAAAAUGUUAAAAAGACCAGCAGGAGCUUUGUCAAAGAGAUGGAGUGUAUCACUUUACAAGAAUAUGAGAGCAUCCCUCAGUACAUGAAAGGACGUGUAUCAUAUGAGCAGCUCAAUGCUGUGGUGGAAGGCAUUAACACUGCUGUAAAAGCCAAGUACAGGAUCCUCACUCAGCCAGUGAAGGCUCUUAAUAAUCAUGCACGCAAGUUACAGCAGCGCUUCAAGGACCAGGAAACCAAAGAUACAAAAGGACAGUUUUUUGUAGUGGAGGAUGACAUCCGUGAAUUCACCCAGAUGAAAGUGGACAAACGCUUUCAGGGGAUCCUGAACAUGCUUCGACACUCUCAGCGCCUUCGCGAGAUCAGAGGUGGUGGAUUCGUCCGCUAUAUGCUGAUGUGAAAAAAGAUUGGUUCGGCCCUACCUGACUUAAACACCGUGACGAUACUGGCUUGGAGUUGUAGUUUUGUAUGACAGUGCCAGGCAACUGACUGUACAUUUAGUAGACUGUUGGGUCUGUUGAACCACAGUGUAGCUGUCAUUAUUUGUCAGACGACUUAUAUUAAUAAUACCAACCUUGUCCUGUUUAUUUUUGACUGAAUUUUACCUAACAUGUUAAUAAAUUGGAGCAGUUUUAUACUGACUCAUCCAUUAAAUACAAAUAAAGCUUUGUCCGAGCUACUGCA
This is a messenger RNA of Girardinichthys multiradiatus, 1161 nucleotides long. It is a transcript of the gene ska1, whose product is annotated as spindle and kinetochore associated complex subunit 1. Bases 128 to 877 code for a protein of 249 amino acids. Gene Ontology annotation, molecular function: microtubule binding. The transcript has 7 exons. The record is from RefSeq and is a predicted model, not a curated record. Gene Ontology annotation, cellular component: outer kinetochore; mitotic spindle; spindle microtubule. Lineage: Eukaryota; Metazoa; Chordata; Actinopteri; Cyprinodontiformes; Goodeidae. Gene Ontology annotation, biological process: mitotic cell cycle; chromosome segregation; cell division.